AACCACUAAAUCAUGAGGAUAAUUCUGUUUUGUGCCAGUGCGUGCCUGUUAAUUGCGAUAUGCAGCUCCAGGGAAAUAAAGAAGGACGAAGAAAAUCACGAUUUGGAAUUAGCGGAAUCCAAACACCAUCACGAAUCGGGUGGUGGAUCUUCGCACCACGGGGAUCACCAUAGCAGUCAUGGUGAUAAAGGCGAUAAAGGAUACAAGUCAAUGCAUCACCACGACAAAGGAGGUCAUGGUAAGCACGGAAAACACCACCACGCAAGUCACCACGCUGAAAAAGGAGGUCACCACAAGUCUCACCACGAUGAAGCCGGCCACUACGGUGAACAUCAUUCCUCUGGUAAAAAACACAAGGGCGGCAAAUGGGGCGGUAAAAAGGGACACAAGAAAGGACAAAAGACCACUGGAUUCCACCACAAGUCCCACAAAGACGACUACCACAAGAACCACAAAUUCUACGAUGAUCACCACGUUGGAGGCCACCACUCCAAGCACGGUAGUUUCCACGGUCACCACGGGGGUGAGGAGGGUCACCACAAGAAGGGAGGCAGUCACAAAAGCGGCUACCAUGACGAUCACUUCGGAAAGAAGGGUCAUUCCGACAAAGGCCACUACGAUGAAGAUCACAAAGGGUACAAAGGUCAUGGAGGUCAUGAAAGUCAUCAUUCUCAUCACUCUGAUUAUGGAAAGAAGGGCGAUCAUUCCGAUGGAAAACAUUGGGGAUUCAAAAGCGAGUAUGUAUUGGAAAUAAAUAAAAUUGUAAGUGAAAUCAACGAAAUACAAUUUAUAAGAAAUGAGGAGCUUUUUGAGCCUUUACAGGAAAAUGAUUACGUUGUCGUUAUACAGGUUCAUAACCGAGAAAAUUACUUAAGGCAUGUCAUAGAAUCUCACUCUAGGGCUAAACAUAUCGAUAAAGUUUUGAUGAUUUUCUCACAUGAUGUUUAUGAUGACAAUAUUAAUGAAAUUAUUGCGAAUAUAACGUUUUGCAAAGUAAUGCAAAUAUUUUAUCCGUUUUCGAUACAAAUAUAUCCAGAUGAUUUUCCAGGGGAUUCACCGAAUGACUGCCCUAGAGACAUAGGCAUACAAAAAGCUAAGGAAAUAAAUUGCACAAACGCCUUUUACCCAGAUUCUUUCGGCCACUAUCGUGAAGCCACGUUUACACAAAUCAAACAUCAUUGGUGGUGGAAACUGAAUAAAGUAUUUUUAAACUUGAGAAUCACUAAAAAUUUUAAUGGAUAUUUUAUAUUUCUUGAGGAUGAUCACUAUGUUACCGAAGAUUAUUUACAUGUCUUAGAUAAAAUGACGAAGGAAUGUUUCAAGUAUGACUGUACUGCCAUGGGUUUGGGUGAUAUAAACGGCGGGAAACAAUAUGGAGAAAUAGAAAAAGUUAAGUUAUCACCCGGGUUUCCAAAUAUGGGUUUGGUUUUCAAGAGGACUUUAUGGAAUCUUAUUAAGUCUUGCGCCAAGACUUUUUGUGAAUAUGAUGAUUACAACUGGGAUGUAACAUUAAAUUAUUUAUACAAUGUUUGCUUAAACAGUAGCGGCCUGACUUUGAGUACUACAAAUAGCAGAGUUUAUCAUAUAGGAAGUUGUGGACUUCAUCACCAUGGCAUCUGUGAUCCAGUCACUCAAAUACAAGGAAUUGAAACUACCUUAAAUCAAUCAAAAUUAUAUCCAAAUAAUGUAAAACUAUCAAAUAUAAGAAGGCGAAAAUCUAAAAUGAAUAAUAAUGGAGGUUGGGGUGAUAUUCGAGAUCAUUACUUAUGCUUUAAAAUGACGUUAUAAAAUGAUAAAUCUACAAAAAUUGUAAUGUACAAUAAAAA
Brassicogethes aeneus is the source of this 1826-nucleotide messenger RNA. NCBI's taxonomy places the organism in Eukaryota, Metazoa, Arthropoda, Insecta, Coleoptera, Nitidulidae. The record is from the annotation of a GenBank genome assembly.